Messenger RNA from Lathyrus sativus (Indian pea), 537 nucleotides. NCBI's taxonomy places the organism in Eukaryota, Viridiplantae, Streptophyta, Magnoliopsida, Fabales, Fabaceae. The record is from the annotation of a GenBank genome assembly.
AUGGCUUUCAACAAGCUUAGUGCACUCCUUAUAUUGCUUUCUUUUCUUUCUUAUUCCAUUUAUUCACAUGCUUGUGAAUCAUGCAAUCCAAAACCUAAGCCUACUCCUCCACCACCUGCGCCUUGUCCUCCACCACCUUCAACAACGCCUAAGGCCUCUCCUCCUCUUACUCCAUCAACAACACAUCCUCCUCCUACUCCAUCAACAACACCUACCACUAGUACUCCACCUCCUUCAACAACUACACCUACGGCUAGUCCUCCUACUCCUUCCACAUCACAAAAAUGUCCUAGUGACACUUUAAAGCUAGGUGUAUGUGCUAAUCUUCUUGGACUUGUUAACGUUGUUGUUGGAAGUCCUGCUUCAAGCAAGUGUUGUGCAUUGAUUCAAGGUUUGGCUGAUUUGGAUGCAGCAAUAUGCCUUUGUACUGCAAUUAAGGCCAAUGUUCUUGGUAUCAACUUGAACGUUCCUGUCACACUCAGUCUCUUACUUAGUGCUUGUCAAAAAUCCAUUCCCUCUGGUUUCCAAUGUUCAUAG